AAUUCUCUUAACCAACCCCACAUGCUUUUGUUGCAUCAUCUUCGCUGCAGCAAAGUGUUGGCAGGACUCCCCCUGCGCAGUGAGUCCUCCUGUCCUCCUCUCGGUGGCGCUCAGCGGCCUUGAAUCGGUCUCUUCUACAACCGUUCAUUGCUCAUCAUAGCAACCAGACCCCAAUGACAAGUCGAGGCAGGUCUGAGGGAAGCCAAUGAUCUCAACUUCCUCAAACCUCCUUUCAGCAGUAGUUUGUCUGCUGUGGACCACGCUGCGACCCACUCUUCCACCGGCAGCCGGACGCAGGAGGAGUAAAAGGGGACAUUUCUACUGGCUUCAACCGGAACAACUUACAGGAGGGACUGACGGCUGUCACCAUGGCAACCGGGCUUCAGGGUACCCGAAUAUCGCCACGGUUUGGCCCCAGGGAGAACCAGAUUGCUAUGUUCAGGGUAAACACAGAUGGCCAAGGUUUGGCCCCAGGGAGAACCUGAUUGCUAUGUUCAGGGCCUGCUCCAGUAAUCCAACCGAGGCGAUCAAAAGAAGACUGGAAAGCUUGCUGCACAGAUUUCUGCAACACUACAGGGACAAUGCAGGAAAUGCGAACCGCAAGGAUUUGGCAGAAAAGUGCUGUGAUCAAGCACUGGUCUGGUUUUCCAGGAUCCUGAAGAAGGUCAUCAUGCGAGAAAGGAACAGAAUCAGUGACGUCUCGGUCAUCUGCGAGAACGAGUGCCUCCAGUCCAACCUGAUGGCCUGUUGUCUGGAGAUUACCACAUCGUCCAACCGCCUGCCGUGUGACUUCCCUCUGCUCCUUCGGAUACUGAACCUGCCACCAUACAACUUCCUGAAUGCGAUUGAGCUGGUCUUGCGGGCUGAGCCGGACCUGCCUGGUGCUCUGUUCAGACACCUCACUCAGGUGGAGGUGAAAGUUCUGGUUAUAUUUGCCUGGACCGGCGACUCAUGGCUGUGGGGAAAAAUCCAGGCCAAUGGGGGCGGCCUGCCUUCCUGCCAACAGGUGUUGCUUCCCACACAACUUGAAGAUCCCAGGGGAGCCGACUUUCACCCUGACAGAACGCACCCAGGAGGGACAUUAGAAGCCGAACCGUCAGUCAGCGGCUCGCCAUCAGCUGCAAACGGGCCUCUCAGGAGCAACUCCCUCCAUCGGUUUGCUCGCAAGGUCUACAGUUUGAUGGGCAAGCGCCUCAGAGAGCUGUGUUCCCCACUGAACAUUUCUGAUGAGCUGCGGGUGAAGAUCUGGACCGUUUUCGAGCACUCUCUGACCCACUGGGUGACCCUAAUGGUGGACCGUCACCUGGACCAGCUUCUCAUGUGUGCCAUCUACAUCACAGCUAAGGUUACCAAAAUGGAAAUAACCUUCAAACUCAUAAUGAGGUGCUACAAGUCGCAGCCACUUGUCGACAAAAGUGUCUGCAAUAACGUGCUGAUUUCCAGAAGAGACGAAGAUUAUCUUACUGGAACAAACAAUCAAGGGGACAACAACGUCGGUCUGCCGACACCCGACUCCCCAUCGGCACAUCAUCCCCAAGAGAGGGGAAAUCUCAUCGACUUUUACAACCAAAUCUACUCGACAGCGAUGGAGCAGUUUGCCAAACAGUUUGCCCCAACAUCUGGAGAGGACACGCCUCCUUUGUCCCCGUUCCCCCGACCGCCACAGGCCUCUCCUCGCAGACGCCGGCUGUCCAGCAACCCCCAGAUCUACGUCUCGCUGCUCGCCACCGACACCGCUUCCCCCGGCACACCCGGACUCUGCUACUUUUUCAACUCGAGCCCCCCAGAGUGUCUGCGUGAGAUCAACAACAUGUUGAGGACGGGCCGCUCGCCCAGCAGGCGGGGCUACAGGGUGUCUUUGGAUAGAGAGGAGGAAGAGGAAGAGGAAGAUGGUCCUUCCGCGAAGAGGCUCCGCUUGGAUGGCCAGUCGGCCUGGCAGAGGCGGCUAAGGAAUGUGGUGAAUGAUCGCGUGUCCAGAAGGGACCGAGACCGGGACCAGGACCAGGACCAGGACCAGUCAUCUCCAGUAACCAGGCCUGUCUUGCACUAGAGCGGAGGCCAGAGGAAUUCUUAAUUUAAUUCUUCGAUUCUGAUUGAGUGAGAGGCGGUACGGAGAGAUCGGUGCACGGCACUUUAAAGAAAUUUGUAAUUUUCUAGAUUUUAUUCAAACCCCCCCCCCCCCCCCCUUUUUUUUUAAAAACACAUUUAAGUAAGAUAAGCUACAUUGAGAUUGUUGAAAACAUGCUUUUUUAAAUUAUUGCAAUGAAGUAAAGUGACAACAUGAAGCUUUUAUCGGUACAUGAAUUGAGGAGACCGGUUGUAGAAAACCAACACCAUGAAUAUUAAUAAUGCUUUAAUUAACUACAUUGCUGAUUACAACAUUAAUAUCAUGAAUAAUAGCAUUUCAUCAAAACCUGACCCACACUUUAACUUAUUGUGAUACCAACCAAAUAUUUGGCCUUUGCCGUGAAGGAUGUCACCCAAAUUAAACUUGUUCAGGAUUUUUGUCCCACCAGAACUAGUUUGUCAGGAGAUCGUAUUUUACCAGCACAAGUAUGAUGAAGGAAACAGAGUAAAGUAUUAGACAUCUGCCAAGCUGUCAGACAAAUAAAGUUUAAAUGAUGUCUCA
Molecule: messenger RNA, 2629 nt
Organism: Pungitius pungitius (ninespine stickleback)
Lineage: Eukaryota; Metazoa; Chordata; Actinopteri; Perciformes; Gasterosteidae
Product: retinoblastoma-like protein 2
Exons: 15
Coding region: 206-2050 (614 amino acids)
Biological process (GO): regulation of transcription by RNA polymerase II; cell differentiation; negative regulation of G1/S transition of mitotic cell cycle
Cellular component (GO): transcription regulator complex; nucleus; chromatin
Molecular function (GO): RNA polymerase II transcription regulatory region sequence-specific DNA binding
Source: RefSeq, a predicted model, not a curated record